Molecule: messenger RNA, 2407 nt
Organism: Epinephelus fuscoguttatus (brown-marbled grouper)
Lineage: Eukaryota; Metazoa; Chordata; Actinopteri; Perciformes; Serranidae
Gene: arf6b
Product: ADP-ribosylation factor 6b
Exons: 2
Coding region: 810-1337 (175 amino acids)
Biological process (GO): vesicle-mediated transport; intracellular protein transport
Cellular component (GO): cytoplasm
Molecular function (GO): GTP binding; GTPase activity
Source: RefSeq, a predicted model, not a curated record
GCAGCAGCAGUUGAAUGAAGUCGACGGGAGGAAGUGGCGGUUAAUGCAGCUCCACACCUUUCCGGUGUAGCAGCACUGCGACCAGCUCGACUUAAAGGAGAAAGACGAGAGCUGGGUGUACUUAUCAAGACAGGAGGGGGAGAUAGGAGGGGGAUACGGAGUGGAGUUUCAUGAGUGGAUACAUGUGUUGCUGAGUCACCAAGGGUUUUUAUCGAAGACGUCCCUUUCGGCGCGGUGAAGUUACCCGGCGCGACGCUUGAUGGACUAGCCGCAGAAAGCUGCUUUUCUCCUCCGGUAGCGGUGAAGAGAACAAGGGCGCACCCGAUGAGGAGGACCGCUAGACACAAACACCAGAAGGAAUUCACAAGUACCGCGGCUUUUUCGGGGCCUUAUAUACACGCCGUGUCUGCUGUCUGCAGUUUCUGAUCGCCACGGUCUGUCUUUGUCACGCAGCUUUACGUUGAAUCGGGCAACGGAAUGAACGUCCUGCAACAGCUGCUGCCAAGUUCUUAGCCUGACCGUGCCAUGUUGUGUACAGGCCCCGCAAACAUUGUGAUACUCUGAACAUAAAUGUCCCAGCACUUCACAGGGCGCACAGACUUUCACGUAAAACGCCUUUAAGAACUGUUUGUUAGGUUUUGAGAUGAGUGUUCAUUUUCGACGUGUUUUCUCCACAUAUGCUCUUCACUGAGUCAUGUUUUCACAAGUCAGCCCAUAAAACUGAAACUGUAGUCAAAGUGAGUAAUCAUCAGCACGCGAUCAGACAUUUUUCUCGUUAGGAACAAAGUAUUUAUGCACAAGAGUUCAAAAUGGGGAAAAUGCUGUCUAAAAUAUUUGGCAACAAGGAGAUGAGAAUAUUAAUGCUCGGACUUGAUGCUGCUGGAAAGACAACAAUCCUUUACAAACUGAAACUCGGACAGUCUGUCACCACAAUCCCCACAGUCGGCUUCAAUGUGGAGACUGUCACCUACAAAAAUGUCAAGUUCAACGUCUGGGAUGUUGGGGGCCAAGAUAAGAUUCGUCCUCUGUGGCGACACUACUACACGGGCACCCAGGGGUUAAUUUUUGUGGUGGAUUGCGCGGACAGGGAUCGCAUCGACGAGGCAAGGCAGGAGCUCCACCGCAUCAUUAAUGACCGGGAGAUGAGGGAUGCCAUCAUCUUGAUAUUCGCCAAUAAGCAAGACCUUCCGGAUGCCAUGAAGCCACAUGAAAUCCAGGAGAAGCUCGGAUUGACCCGCAUCAGAGAUAGGAAUUGGUAUGUUCAGCCCUCCUGUGCGACCACAGGUGAUGGACUGUAUGAGGGCUUGACAUGGCUAACCUCAAAUUACAAAUCUUAAUGAUUGAGUGCUGACUGUUUUAGGUCAAAACUAUAAUAACGUUGCAAGUAACAAAUAACUUCUCAAAAUGAGUAUGGUUAAGACAAAGUUGAUUAUCUCCCAUUUAUUUUUAAUACUACGUUUACCCCAUGACUAAUUUAUCUUUAACUGGGUUUGCUGGCUUAAAGUUUGCUUGUACUCUGUAGCAGGCCUAUAUCACAUUCAUUAUCUUGGGGCUUGCUUGAUGAAUAUUGAAUUAAUUGGGCCUGAUGUUAAAGCCACAGAGAUCACCGCCUUUGCCUGUUCUUUUCCCUGUUUUGUAUGAUUUUUCUAACGAAGCUGAAGACUUUGUCCUCAUUCUCGGACUCAAACUUUGUUUCGAGGUUCUUCAGCCUCUGUUGCAUUGAAGUUGGAUCUUUUUUCCCUCUAAGGUGAGAUCUUUAAUGUCAUGUAGCAUACUUGAAGGACUUUGACAUUUGUUCUAACAGUGCUGUGAUGAAAAGUAUUUCUUCUCAAUGGUAUUGACUGCUGCAAGGAGGGGGGGUGGGGUGAAAAAAAAGAGAAGUCUCACCAUUGCUUACAUUUCAUUGUCGUCAGUCUUGACAUCAGAGAAACAAAAUUACUUCAGAUAUGUUUUGUUACCCCUCCCAAUCCCCUUAUGUGGGUUAUAUAGUUUACUGAUUGACCUUUUGUGUCAUGUCUUGAUACCUAAUUGUGCUGAAUAUUCAACAAAUAGGCCUCCAGUAACUCUUAAACAUGCUUGUUGGGAUGCAUUUUUUUGAUUUUUGGGUAACACGUAGUCAGUCGACUCAAUCUUUCCAAAGGAAUGUCAUUCAGCUCUGAGCUCUCUCAAUCUGAUACCACAGUUGAUUAGUCUCAGUAUUGGGACAUUAUAUGAUAGCCUAUAUCUGUAGCAUGAGUACGAAAGUACAGUAACCCUACAUCAGAGUCCAUCUGUCGUGCAGUCAGAGGGAGCUGUUGACUGGGGGGGAAUGUUGAAGACACCCUGUUGUGCAGCUCUUAUUUUGACUGGGGGGAACCAUGUACAGAACAAUGUCAUUGUAAUGUCUUAUUAAAAAAGUGAUUUUAAA